GCACAACUAUGUAAACUACUCUGACGUAGAAUACAUUAAAACAAUCAUGGUUAAUAGAAGGUCGGUAGGCCGAUAUAUGACUGCGUGUAGAUUCGCUGCCUCCUGAAGUUUACAGUUCCAAUGCAUCGGGUUAGACAGUGCACUUUAAUUUCCCCCACAGCUUUCCCUGACUGACACGGAAGGUGGAAUCCAGUUACAUGUUUUUUCCUUGAGUGGGAGGAUUUAGGAAUCUUGCCAAUAUGUGACUGAAGCAAUGGAACGCUGAGCAAGAAAAGUAACAAUUACUGAACGUCGCAGUGAGAAAACUUUACUUUGAAAAAGGACAGCGCAACACGAUCCAAAUGGCAGAACAGCACUCAGACCUGGAAAAUGCCAUCAACACUUUGGUCACAGAGUUCCAUGCCGCUGCGGCCAAUAAUGGUCCCACGCUCCAAGCCCAAGAGUUCAGAGGCCUCCUAUCCUCCCAGCUGCCCAACUUAGUUACGGCCAGGACCCAAACUGCGUUCCAUAGAAUUCUACUGUCUGAAAAGCUUGCCAGCUAUCCUGCUCAGAUGCCUAGACACUGCUCUGCAGGUGGAUGCAAAUCCCGUGACACCAGGGAAAAUCGUAAGGCUGGCAUUACCUUUCACAGGUUGCCAAAGCGUGGAACACCACGCCGGGACCUAUGGAUCAUCAACUCGCACCGCAAGGGCCCACAAGGCCAGGGGCCAUGGGACCCCCAGAGCAACUUCAUCUAUUUCUGCUCCAAGCACUUCACCCCAGAGAGUUUUGAACUCUCAGGUGUCAGUGGGUACCGAAGGCUCAAGGACGAUGCAUUGCCCACAGUCUUCGAAAUGGUCAUGCAGCCAGGAGGAAGGGGAGGGGGGGAAACUCCUAGAGGAAAGGGCAAACAGAAUGUCAUAAGCCUACAGACCAGGAGGUCCCACUCUCUGAAAGUAGAACAAAACAGCCAGAAUGGCGCACAACAAGAAAUUGAAGCGAAAAAUAUAGUUAGUGGAGAACAAGUUCAGGGCUCUGAGACACUCAAUGGGGAACCUAAUAACCGGAUAGAGCCCCUCCCUUCCCCCCUGGGAACGUCUGCGCUGACUGUUGAAACACCACAGGGUUCCCCUCAACAACCAUCAGGCUCUUCACCCGGAGACCCACCUGGCUCUCCAUGCUCUCCCCGUCCUCAUUCCCCAUCGCGAUACAUGCUGCGCCUACCCCCACCUCCUGGCUUCUACCUGCCCAAGGAACACAACUAUGCUCAGCAUUGCCCCCUGGUGUGGCGGAAGCGUUACGACAGGGCCAUCGACAGCCUGGAGAAGUCCCUGCGUCUGCUUAGUGCGGCCAGGCGGAGGGAGAACCGGCUGCGGCAUGCGCUCCUGCGCCUCAGAGAGAAUCGUCUGAAACACACCCUGCUUCGCUCCCGGGAUGGAGCUAAGGGCAGGGGAGGUCAAAUUCAGGGGUUGGAGAGGAGAGGACAUGGAGAUAAGGCAGGAGGUGCCAGCCUGGCAGAGCCAGAAGAGACUGAGAUGGAUGGAGUGCCAGAGGACAUGGGGCUAUUUGAAGACGGACCUGGGGAACCGAUUGACUGGGGUGGGCGGGUCCGUACUACAGAGACUAAAGCUGGGUUGGAAGAGGAGGGGGGUUACUGCUUCUACUGUGGUAGAGGGCGAGAGGAUGAUGGGGUUAAAGUGUCCAGGGGAAGCUCUCAGAUAAGGAAAGGUGGACAGGGAACUAUGGAUGAUGGCUCUUGGAGCUCUCAGGUUGAUGAGGGGGACAGAGAUUGUCGAAGAGGAAGACGAAUUCUAAAGAAGGCUCGAGUUCGAAAGGUUGGAGAGGCCACAACAUAUGCAGGAGCGCCACAGGAAAGCUAUGAAAGCUACUACUAUCACUGUGGCGCAUCUGAGAGUGGUGAAGAUGUACAGGUAGUCAUGGUGGAGCUGCCACCUGAGAAAGGGGUGAAAGCUGCCGUGGAACUUCACUGCAACCCUCAGCUGUCCAUCCCCCUGUUGCAAACACAAUCACCGGUGGGCCUUCAGCAGAUGCAGCACUCAGGCAGAGCAGCACUGCAGGAUACCCACAGCCGGGUUCAAUUCCUGCAGCCUUGCCCAGCCUCCCAGCAAGGGUUACUCGUCACAGACCUGAACUCAAUAGAAGCAGAGCCAGUGGACAGCCAGCAGCAGCUGGAGGAGCCGGUGUUCUGGAUGCAGGAGGGCCAACUGCUCUUAGUGCCUGUGCCCUCUGAAGACUGGCUGAAGGGCACAGUUGGGAUGGAGGGAGAGGCAGAAGAGGUGGGAGCACAAACCAUAUUAGUGUCAGAGUUGGGAUUUCCUAGAGACUUGGUGGAGGAGAAAAAGGGGCUGUGCUUGGAGGGUGGGGGUACAGGGCUGAGGGUUAUAUUGCCCACUGAUGGACAGGGAGGCCACCACUCAGACAUCAGGACUACUGUGGUGACCGGUGACGUGAGGGAACGGUUGAAAGAACACUUGGAGGGGUUUCAGCUCCAGCUUAGCAGUGAGUUUAUUGACUGAAGGCUGUGUCAUAUUUAAGGGCCAAAGCCUUCAUGUAGAGAGUGCAAAGGUGUCCGCACACUGUUGUUUUAUAUACAUCAGCGAAGAUGGUGGAAUGUUAACUUAUAACUUAAAUCAGGUUGGAAAGUCAAGAGAACCAUUUAGCAGGACAAAUCAGUCAGUCAUAUUCUUACCAGCUUGUUAUCCCAAAAUGCAGCCCAACAUGCUUCAUAAAAAUACAAAAACAUUCCAUUUACUCACUUCACGCAGGCUUGUGUAGUAGAGCAGUGGUUCCCAAACUGGGGGGUGCGCCGAGUGGUCUGAAGGUGCAAUUUCGAAAUUGGGUUGUGCAUCAUCAGUUCCUCUUGUCAUGUCAGUCAUUGCAUACCUUAGAGAGCUAUUUAUAACUUGUUAGAAAUCAACUCGCCCAUGUCAGCUAACUUUCUUUCUUUUUUUUUUAAGCUAGGUUUUUUUAGCCUAUAGAUUCUGUUGGAAUGUUUGAGUCACUCAAAUAUCACAUGAAUAAACAUUAGACAUGGCAAACUGUAGAAUUGCAAGAAAAUUUGCUUUAAACCUGCAAAAUGUUCUCUAAGCCAACAAGAGGGGUGUGAACAGUUUGCAUCAUGAACAGUGCUUGUGUCCAUAAAAAUAGACAUGGUGCACGCAUGCGCGGGGGUGCGCGUGAUGUUCCCCAAUGCAGGAAGGGGGGCCCCUUGUGAAAACGUUUGGGAACCCCUGUAGUAGAGCAUACAAAGUGUAAUUGAAAACAUUUCAAAGCAUACAUCACAUAAUUAACAAAAUGCAUUGUAAAUCACGCUGUUACACUUGUCAUUGCCUGUACAUACAAUUAUUACAGUAUUAAUAAAAUAACGUAUAAUAAUUUCA
This is a messenger RNA of Oncorhynchus keta (chum salmon), 3380 nucleotides long. It is a transcript of the gene thap7, whose product is annotated as THAP domain containing 7. NCBI's taxonomy places the organism in Eukaryota, Metazoa, Chordata, Actinopteri, Salmoniformes, Salmonidae. Gene Ontology annotation, biological process: regulation of DNA-templated transcription. Gene Ontology annotation, cellular component: nucleus. The coding region runs from base 342 to 2516 and encodes 724 amino acids. The record is from RefSeq and is a predicted model, not a curated record. The transcript is spliced from 8 exons.